AUGUUCAUUUGCUGGGAAGUAACCAAUCUUCAAGUUCAGCAGGCUGAUUUGUUUUCCAGUUAUAUCAUGGCUUUUAAACUUUCACGAACAGUUCAUAUACGUUCUGGAUAUAUGCUUUCUUCCAUUUUUCUAUGUCUGGCUUUGCGAGAUUUCUUGCAGAGAGGCCCCGUUUACAGUUUGAGACUUUCUGCUGAUCCAACCGCACACCCUUGUUCCCGAAAAUGGAAUCCACAACGGGAUACUGUAUUUGCUGUUGCUACGUCUAUGGCGUGUUUCCAUUCUUUUGAGGCAUUAUAUUUUUAA
Brugia pahangi is the source of this 303-nucleotide messenger RNA. The record is from the annotation of a GenBank genome assembly. Lineage: Eukaryota; Metazoa; Nematoda; Chromadorea; Rhabditida; Onchocercidae.